Messenger RNA from Echinops telfairi (small Madagascar hedgehog), 3118 nucleotides. RefSeq names its product EF-hand calcium binding domain 7 (gene EFCAB7). Gene Ontology annotation, molecular function: calcium ion binding. Bases 48 to 1937 code for a protein of 629 amino acids. Lineage: Eukaryota; Metazoa; Chordata; Mammalia; Afrosoricida; Tenrecidae. The transcript has 14 exons. The record is from RefSeq and is a predicted model, not a curated record.
CGUCGCUGCAGAGACUUGGCUGCGUUUGCUGGUUGGCGAGCUGGAAAAUGGCCAGCAGUCCAGGAAGUGAUGUUGCUUUCUUCAAUCAGAAAUCGAUGCUUUCAGAGAGUUCUCGAACAAAGAAAUUUCCGUUAACUGAAGAGGAGAUAUUUUACAUGAAUUGUAGAGCUGCUUACCUAACUGUUUUCAAGAGUAGCUUAGAGAAUAUUGUUUCUAAAGAUCAACUUUAUUUAGCUCUUCAAUAUGCAGGAAGAAAUCCAUCCCAAAAGAUUAUCAAUAAAUAUUGGACUCCUCAAACUACUAAACUGAAUUUUGAUGAUUUUUGUAUAAUUUUAAGGAAGGAAAAAUCUACUUCAAAAACAGAACUUCUAAAAUCAUUUAAGAAGUUAGAUGUAAAUGAUGAUGGCUCUAUUUUACACACUGACCUUUAUAAAAUUCUAACAAAGAGAGGUGAAAAGAUGACUCAGGAAGAAGUAAAUGCCGUAAUAAGUUUGGCUACUGUAAAUGCUGAUGGCAAGUUUAAUUACAUAAAGUUUUGUAAAUUAUAUAUGACAACCAAUGAGCAGUGCCUCAAGAGGACAUUAGAAAAGCUGGAGGUUGACAGUAAACUAAGGCGUCAACAGUUUGGAAGCCACAGUGAAAGCUCCCCUGUAAGGGAGCCAUCGCCAGCACCAAAACCAUCGCCUAGAACCCUAAGAAAGAUGCGUCAGGAACCAUUCUCAAAUAAAGGUGAUGCUAUGAGUUCUUUACUAUCAACAACUAGAAAGUUCAAAACAUCUAUUUCCUUCACAAUUACCAUGGGUAAUAGUAACCGAAAUGCAAAGUUAACCGAGCCAAACUCACUAAAGGAGUGGCAAUGUGCACAAUCAAAAGGUUGCUUCUUCUUAGAAGAAGACAGUGAAAUCAUUAGUCAUCAUUACAGGAUGCAAGUAGCUCAGAGGUCCAUGGUUUAUAUAACAAUUAAGCCACUAAACUUGAGUCAAGUCGAAGGAAAACUAUCUCCUUGGUUAUCAAUUGAUACUACUUUGUAUAUCCUCAAAGAGAAUGAGAACCCAGAAAAUCUGCAGCUGGUAUCUUUUACUGAACUGCGAAAUAGAGAAAAGGUGUUUGGGUGGACUGGUGAGCUAGAACCAGGAAUAUACUGCCUAAUUCCUUCCACUACUGGCUGUAAGUUGAAGAAAGAAAGAAACCCAAUACUAGAAGAAGCCCAACUUGUAUACAGAGAUGAAAUGGGGGAAUUAUCGCUUACAAAGGCAUUUAGGUCAACCUUAUUGGAUAUAUUUGAAGUUAUUGAUUUAGAUGGAAAUGGUCUUCUUAGCAUUGAAGAGUAUAAUUUUUUUGAAUUAAGAACAAGUGGUGAGAAAUGUGAUGAAGAUGCUUGGGCUGUGUGCAAAGAAAAUUUUGAUACAAAGAAGAAUGAACUAACAAGGCAAGGGUUUAUGGAUCUCAAUCUUAUGGAAGCUAAUGAUCAAGAAGGUGAUCCAAGUGACCUGUGGGUAACUCUACACUCAAUGGGCUACAAUAAAGCUCUGGAGCUGACAGAGGCAUGUCCAUUUGUCAUUGAUAUUUAUGCUGAAAAGUGCAAGCCCAAAAUUAAAGCUGUCCGUAUGGAGGCAAGCAGUGGGCAACUUGAGAAGGCCAUUUGUAAAUCUGUCCUCAAUAAAGGCGAUGCCAGAGUAAUGGAUGGCUAUGAAAAUAUAAUCGUGCAUACUUACAAAUAUGACACCUGGAUAACGUCAGUUAUUGAAAACAAGUCAGAAAAUAAAGUGAUUAUUCAUAUCAACAAUGAGCAAAGUAAAAACUGCAUUAACAGUAGAGGACUCAACAUAUUUGCAGUGGAAGUGGCACCAAAAUCUACAAUGGUGUGUCAACAUGUAAUGCCUCUGACUGAAGGACAAGAAUGGAUAUAUAAUUGUGUGUAUUCUCUCAUAUCUUAAAUAUUAUAAUUAGGAAAUAAUUCUGCUUGAAAUUAUCAAACUAAGAAGUUAUUUCAGAUUGAUCCUGUUAUUUAUCAAUUAAGUUCUUAUCAAUCUAGCUAAUGUACAUAAAUAAUUGAUUUGUAUUAUUUCCAUAUUCUUUCCAUAAUUAUAUUUUAUUAUUAAAAUGUAAAUAUUGUUUAUAAUGUAUAGCCUUCUUAUUAAUUGAAGUGAAGAAAUUUAAACACAUUUUAUGACUAGUAAUUUUAAAAUUGCAGAUAAACGUUAGAAACUAAUACUCAAUGAACUCAAUUAAAUCAUAUGCAUUCUUGAUUUAUCUUCCUCAUUAAAAAAAAACUAAAAGAAAAUAUAAAUGCAAAAUAGCCAUUUGACCUUACAUUUAAUUUUCUAAUCAGAAAAAAAUUUUAAUCAACAUUUGGCAAAAUUAUUUUUUUAUUAAAGUGGGAAAAUUUUAGAAGUAUUUUAUUCUAACAGUAGUUUUUUUUAGCCUUUGCUGUAUUGACUGGAGGCUUAUAGAACAGAUAAUCAGUUUUACAGUCAACAGUUUAUAUGCUUUGUUUCUUCUCUUAUUCCCUGAAUCCCCUCCAUGUAACAUCACCCAUCCCACCUCCUCCCUGUAUUCUGUCCCCAUUCCUCCUCCUUUCCUAACCCUUCUGAACUUUGUCCUUGGGUAAAUGCUGGCCCUUCCUUCCAAAUGGUCAAAUAUUGUAAGGUGUGUAUACUUUAGUAGUAUUAUUGCCUAAAAGUAAUUUUAAAAUAAAUUGAUUUGUGCAUUAUUUUUAAGUAAAUAUAUUUUAAAUGAUGGGCAUUAAAUCAAUGUAAUCUUUAAUAGAGCAAUACAAGGGAAUGAAAGACUAUGUUAAGCCCUAAAGAGUUAUUGAUAUUAUAUGAUAUAUAUCAAUGUAUCAGUUAUCAGUAUGAUAAUAAUAAUAUUUAGCCAAUCUAUGUCAACUUUUGAAAUUUGAAUACCAUUAUGGCAGUGUAUAUUAUUUUUAUGCCCACUACAUACUAACCGUUAGUUUAACUGUUUGACUUAGACAUCUGUAAAGUGGGUUGUCAUUAUCUAGCAGUUGGAAUUCUUCAGAUGUUGUGUCUUUAAAAAAGUAAUGAAAUGUGGACGUGUAAGAUAUGACAAAAUAAUAAUAAUUUAUAAGUUAUCAUGGGUUCAUGAGGGAAGGGGC